AUGGACUCCCAUCUUAGAAUUUCGAAUCCGCACCUGGCGGAAUCUGGCUUCGAUGGCCCCGCCAUGCAACAGUCCAGCAGCAUCGCUACUCUCCCCACGGAGCUCCUCGUCGCCGUUCUUGACCAGUGCCCCGACAUUGUGCCCGACGGCCCCGACUUCCAAUCGGCGCACUUUCUCGCCUACGCCCGGCUUGCGCAGGUCUGCCGACGGUGGCGAGAUGUCCUCCUCGACCGCCCCCAGUACUGGUCACAUGUCGUCCUGUCCAAGCCGCGCUGGGCGGAGGAGAUGCUGCUCCGCUCGAAGACCGCCCCGCUGACCGUGGGCCUGAACUUUGGGGCGUCGUCGCCCGAGAGCGCAACGGCGCGGACGAUGCUCUUUGAGCGAUUCGACCGCGUCAAAGAAAUCCGGAUCAAACGCGCGCUGUACAGCGGCGACCCGCCCGUAUUUUCCCAGCCCGCGCCGAUGCUCGAGCGGCUGUACAUCCGCAUUUCGACCGGCUACAUCUAUCACUUCCGUGACAACGUGUUUGCGGGCGGCGAGGCGCCAAGGCUCCGCCACCUUUCCCUCGACAACUGUGUGCUCCCGAAAGAGUGCCGGGCCUUGUGGCGGGGCCUCACUUCCCUGGAGCUGACCAGAAUCGCCCAUAAAGCCAAUGCGCUGAUUCACGAGCUCCUCGGCUUCUUGCGCGACAAUGCGCCGCGUCUCCGCGUGCUGACGCUGAACAAGGUCGUGGAGAACAGGCACUCUGACUUGACAGCGCGUGAAAGCGCCAAGCGCAAUCCAAUUCGUCUCGAGGAGCUGGAGGAGCUGACGCUUCGCCCGGGCAACUGGGCAUGUACCACGUUUCUCCAGUGUGCGGUGCUCCCCAAAAUGCGGCGGCUCGUGCUGGAGAUUUGCCCAGGAGACCCCGACGAGCGCGGCAUCUGGGAGGUGCUGGAUGGCGUCGGCCCGGGUAGCCGGAUCUGUAGCUUGGAGCUGCGCGACACUGUUUUACCUGGCGAGGAUGACCAGAUCGCGUUCGAAAUGCGCCUCCACGCCACGGAGCUCGAAACCAGCGUCCCCGUGUUCACCAUCCGCUUCGUGCCAACCACAGUCCAGGACCGGCGCGAGCAUUGGCGCGAGAAACUCAUUAGCGCGAUGCUCACGCACUCGUUGCCGCCCGAGCACGGCCAGCUGACUGCCCUUACCAUCGCGUGCAACGACCUCGACUGGGCUGUCGCCGGCCUCCUCCGCCAGCACUCAAUCCGCAACAUAAUCUUCUACCGCUCUCCCUCGACGUUUUUGUCUGCAUUGGCAGCUCAUUCAAGUCUCCAGCCGAACUCAGAUCAGCCCCCGCUGUCUGGCCUCUUGCGACUUGCCUUCGUUGGCAUCGUGUUCGCACAUGCACGCGCCAGCAAGACACAUCAUACACCGGUUUUCCUCGACUGGCUGUCUCACCGACUCGACGAGCACAAGCUUGAGCAACUCAACUUCGACUAUUGCACGUCCGACAACGGCGCGCCGUAUCCGCCCGCCGACGCCCGCCCCGCGUUGGCAGAGCUCGUGGGCAGGUUAGUCGUGUUGGAGAAUUAG
Mycena indigotica is the source of this 1572-nucleotide messenger RNA. RefSeq lists its product as uncharacterized. Lineage: Eukaryota; Fungi; Basidiomycota; Agaricomycetes; Agaricales; Mycenaceae. The transcript has a single exon. Gene Ontology annotation, molecular function: protein binding. The record is from RefSeq and is a predicted model, not a curated record. The coding region runs from base 1 to 1572 and encodes 523 amino acids.